GUAAUCCCGUUCUGUUUUACAUUACACCGUCUCGACUGGACAUCGCAACCAAUUGUUUGAAAAUGGCGGCUGGUCAGACAACGAAACCUAACAGAGGACAAGUCCAAGUGAUUAGAUCCUCUCUUCCAUAUGAGGUCUUGCUGUAUCUGAAUGGAUGGUACUUCGGCCUGUUCUUUAUCUGUGAAAUUCUCCUGUUUGCAUACAAAGGUGAAACACUUCCUUAUGCAAAUGGAGUAUUAGCAGCAGAAGUUAUACUGGUCUUCAUUCUAGCUGGAAUCGAAGCUUUGAGGCUGUUUUUCGCACGUAAAGGCAAUUUGACAGAGAAGAUUGUUGGCGUUAUAGUGUCCAUCUUGCUGUCCAUUCCUGCUCUACUGGGGGCAAUAUUCUACCUGUACUGGCAGACCUAUGUCACUCGGGCGGACAUUAUCAUCUCAGCCAUACAGCUUGCCUUCAUUGGACUCGAGCUCAUCUUUGGAAUCAUAUCCAUCAUCACAUUUGCAAGGGCUACUCCAUACUGAUGUUUGAGAAUCUUCAAGUUUGUCAUCAUCCUGCAAUCCAUGUCCCAUCCACUGCCUUUGCUGUUUUGAUGCAAGAUAGGAAAGAUUUAACUUUUUUGAUCAUCAUCAGUUUUAAAUGUUUACUUAAAUUCUUUUAAUACGCAAACAGAACCUCAUUAAACUAUUUUUAGGAAUACUAUAAAAACUCUGGUUUUGCAAGUACAUGCAUGUGAAGUUUUCCCAUUUACAUAUAUUUAAGAUUUUGCUGUUAGUUAUGUUUACAGGAAAGUAUGCAUUUUGUUUGCUUAUGCAAUUUUUAAAUGUAUUCCCUGUGAAAUUUGACUUUGAAAGAAACAUGUUAUGUUGUUAAAAAAUCAAAUUGGAAUGGCGUACUACCUUUGGUAAUAGACUGUUAUUUGUAAGCUGUAUGAUGCAAAACUGCAACAAAUCGAUUGAGAACAGAUAUUAUUUAUGUUGGAAUGUACAUGUAAUUUCUUUUGUCUAUCCUGCUGAAUUAAUUAAUAAAAAAUUAAAAAGGUAAUCAAACAGGUAAUCAGAAGUUAUCAUAAUUACUAUGAUAAUAAGCAUGAAAAAAUGUGGUCAUAAUUUUACAGUUUGAGUUUGUCAGUAAAGUAUUGAGGUAUCAAAUUAUUAAAUUGGCCUAAAUGUAUAUAUUUUACAGGUUAAUAGAAGCGCGCAAUUGACAAAUUUAAGAAAUUAACUUGAAAAAAAAACCACACAAACAACCUUAUUAUUCCUGUCAAUAAUAAAUAUGUUUCUAUGGGAUAGCAUGAAUGUAUACUUAAAAAUAACAUAAAAAACAAAGGUUGGGCAAACUAUAUUGUUUGAAACUGGAAAAUGAUGGUUAGUUAUAAGAUUUAGACAUUGUUAGUUCUGUAAUGUUGUAUAGUGUUGUAGAUAUUUUGUAUUUAUUAUGAUGAUGUAAAUAUGGAACCAAUAAACUGUGAUAUUUGUA
Dreissena polymorpha is the source of this 1473-nucleotide messenger RNA. Its product is annotated as transmembrane protein 216-like. Gene Ontology annotation, cellular component: ciliary transition zone. The record is from RefSeq and is a predicted model, not a curated record. Gene Ontology annotation, biological process: non-motile cilium assembly. Bases 63 to 518 code for a protein of 151 amino acids. The transcript is spliced from 6 exons. Lineage: Eukaryota; Metazoa; Mollusca; Bivalvia; Myida; Dreissenidae.